This is a messenger RNA of Nothobranchius furzeri (turquoise killifish), 2877 nucleotides long. It is a transcript of the gene atf5b, whose product is annotated as activating transcription factor 5b. Gene Ontology annotation, cellular component: nucleus. The record is from RefSeq and is a predicted model, not a curated record. Gene Ontology annotation, molecular function: RNA polymerase II transcription regulatory region sequence-specific DNA binding; DNA-binding transcription activator activity, RNA polymerase II-specific. Lineage: Eukaryota; Metazoa; Chordata; Actinopteri; Cyprinodontiformes; Nothobranchiidae. Gene Ontology annotation, biological process: regulation of transcription by RNA polymerase II.
UGGAAACGGCGCAUGAAUCUGCGGAGCGGUGAUGAGGCCCGGGCAGAAGGAGUUGGAGAAGUAGCGGAUUUAAAAACUUUCUGUCUGCAAGUCUGUUGGUGGUUAAAGCGGCACAUGAAGAGUGUCUGAAAGCCUAAACAUGUCUCUUUAAACAGCGACCGAGUCGUUCCGCCACGUCAAGCUCCGAGUCCUUCACUCCUGCUGAACACAGAAACUAUGGGUCCUUCAGGUGUUUCUACAACUCUUGCAACCAGCCAGUGCACGGUUUGUGCUUUUGGACAGUUCUAUCGAAGCAGACAACACGAUGGCGGCAUCGAUCCUUCGCAGGAAAAUUCCUCCCAUUUCCACAGACUACCUCGGCGCUCCCCUUCUCCUACAGGCUAGCCUCAGCCAAUCACGGCCCAGCACGGGGGCGGGGCCAGUGGAGAGGCAGCACUUAAUUGGUGAUGGUCACUCUGAUUGGAUGACGGAAAAAGUCGAUUUGUCUUCAUUUGUGUCAACAAGCGAGUCUUCUCCUAGCUCAUCUCUUCCACCCUCACCGUUAGAACAGGAUGUCAAGGUGCCCUCGGAUCUGGAGGUUAUGACCUCUCUACUGCAGGAGGAGCUGGCUCAGCUGGAGGACUACUUCCGCGCCGAGUCUACAUCCACCACAAACAAGUUGGAGAAAUCCUCAAAAUGUGACAAGGUUACCCAAGCCAUGGGCUCCCAGUCUUAUUACCAGUUACCUUAUGGCUCUUAUGGGACCAGCCAAUCAGAAACCAGCCCUGUGGUAGUUACCUUGGCAACAGGGGAACUGGACCUGGCCAGCUUCUGUAGUGGUCCCAUCAGCAGAACCAAAAUUGCACGACCCGCUCCGUACAGCUACCAUCACCGUUACCACCACAACAACGGGCGAAGACUCCUCGGUGAGGCGAAAGUUGGGGACGAAGUUGGACUUGAAACGUGGGGCUCCAGGGGCUGUUAUUCAGGGAGCACGGAGCUGUCUGUGAACCACUAUUCCACACUGAAAACGGUGAGCAAGAACAGCAUCAGCAGCGUGAAGAAGGUGAGAGAAUGUGCUUUAUCGUUGAAGGAAGAGGAGAGUUAUUGUUUUUCCGAAGGAAUGUUUUGCAGCGAGGAGAUUGCUCGAGGGUUCUGCCUGGGUGGUUCGUACGACAGCCACCACAAGCGAGAGGGACAGCUGAUGCACAAUGUGAAGGUCAAUGUAAGUUACGACAGCACGGGGCUGGAGGUCUUGCACUGCAGCAAGGACGGAGGACUCUCUGGAAAUAUUCCCCAAGAGACAAUGGUGGCCGGUGAUGGCUACUUCCACCAGUCCAUGGCCAACACGGAGCCUUACCAUAGCUUUAUAGGAGACCUAGAUCAGCCGGCUCAGGCGCAGGCUGUCGAGCCCCAACACGGCCACUACCUCUAUCCAGAAUGCCUUGCAGACCAAAGCUAUGAAUGUCUGUCCAGAGGGGAGGGUGAAGGACCGCUGCUGGGUGCCCCCAUCCACCGCACCCCCCAGAGGUUAAAGGAUGAGCCCUGCUCCAUCAAACCAGCCCUGGUGAUGAGUCCAGCUUCUCUGGAUUCUGGCAGUGGAGAGCGGAAGCAGAAGAAGAGGGACCAGAACAAAACUGCUGCUCACAGGUACAGGCUGCGUAAGAGGGCGGAGCUAGACUCUCUGGAGGAGGAGCUGCAUGGCCUGGAGGGGCAGAACCGUGAGCUCCGGGACAAGGCGGAGUCGGUGGAGCGGGAAAUCCAGUAUGUCAAAGAUUUACUGAUCGAGGUCUACAAGGCUCGCAGUCAGCGGCUCAAACAGGAUGGCAGUGCCUAAAAACGCCCACGCUGACCUCAAACUGCAGUCCUCCCAACCAGCACCAAGAGAACAAUCAUGUCAAGAGCACCAAGUGGUUUUUGUCUCAGCACGAGGGGUAGUUGCAUGAUUUUGGUAGUUCUAUUAAAAAAAGUCAUUGUUGAAAGGGGGAUGGCCAAACAAAGAGAAACUUUACCAGAAAGAGGAAAGAAGAAGUGUGUGACUAAACUGUAACAAAGCCUUAGUGAGGUGGCUUCAGGAGGAGAUGCUGGACUUGUCCGUGACCACUGUGAUCCGAACUGAACUCACAGCCUUGUGUUGACUGAAUCUGAGCUUGCAAUGAUGGAUCGUUUACAAAAGGCUCUCUAAAUUAGUGGUAGUGAUUGAAUUUGCUUAUUGUUUUUGUGACACAGCAGCAUUGAGGCAGAUCCAAGCUAAAUAUAUAUUUUAUUUUAUAUUUUAUUUUUACUUAUAAUGCUAAUUUACCAAUUGCUUCAAUCAACCGAAUAAAGUGAUUGGUGGCAAAAAUGUCUAACACGCUCUAUCAGAAACAUUUAGAGUUUGUAUUGCUAAACUGUUGAGUAUUUUCACCUCUUCUACCCCACUGAUACCCAAUGCAUGUUUGAUUUUGGAAAAGCAUGUGCGAGUGUUAUUUGAAGGCAAUAUUAUGUUAACUGCAUGGCUUCAAGAUCUUCACAUCGCAUCAGUUUAACUGAGUUGAUUUUAUCCUCUCCAUCAGCUGGUGAUGCCGUUUCUCUGACUCUGUCCGGUCCGUGUAAUUCACGCUCAGGUUUUGGCUUCCUGCUCCGAGAAACACUCGCUGGCAUUUCUGUUUUCCUUUCCCUUCUCUCGCUCUCCCUUUCUCUCUCUCUCUCUCUUUCGGCUGUACUUUGCGGACAAACAAUCACUUGUCGACACAACAAUAAAUUGUUGUUGGGUAACGGUACAAUUUAAUUUUGUCUUCAACCAAUCAGUUUGAUGUAUCUGAGAUUCAGGUCCUUUAAAUAUUUGAUGUCGAUGUCAGGAAAUUAUUCAUCAGGUAAAUUACAGCCAAAUAAACCAGUUACAUCACUUUUCUCUGA